Adineta ricciae is the source of this 564-nucleotide messenger RNA. The record is from the annotation of a GenBank genome assembly. NCBI's taxonomy places the organism in Eukaryota, Metazoa, Rotifera, Eurotatoria, Adinetida, Adinetidae.
AUGCAAACUUGGUCUCGAUAUCGAAUAUGCGAUGGAAUUUGGGAUUUUAAGAAUGGAACAAUUGGUUGUUUAGAUAAAAUUUAUACUGGAGAUGAUUUUUGUCAUUGUCUAGGAUGUACUGAUGAUAAAAAACGUCCAGCAGAAUUCAAAGGUAAUAAUAGAUUUCGAUGCCAGAAUGGAACAGAUAUUCCACCAACGGCUUUAUGGGAUCAACUUCGUGAUUGCUCUGAGAAUGAAGAUGAAUUAGUUUGUCCGUGGGCAAUUAAUAGAACAAAUGGUUGGCAUUCGGCAUAUUGUUGUCAAUCUGUGGCUGAAGAUCAAUGGCUUUGUGAGUUAAAAUGGAAAAGUGAAUAUACAUUAUUCGAUUAUAUUCAGAACCAUCCUCAAAUAAAAGUGAAGACUUUGUUCGAAAAUAAUUCCAUUUUAAAAGUUUUGAAUACAGUUACGUUUUUCACAUUCAAUCAAGCUUGUCUUUAUUAUGAACAUCUUUUACAUCAACGUUCGACAAAACAAAGUUUAUAUUUAACAUAUCCACAUCCACCACCUAAAUCACAAGGACAUUGA